AGCUCGCCAACCUUUGUGAGGUUUGACCGGUACACAACACAACGCUGCAACACCCCCAAAUCCCUCUCUUGUUGUUGUUGUUGUGUUGUAGCAGCCCCUCACUCUUCCUUCCAUCAAUGGCUGCCGACAAAUCUCCAACUCUAGCUGAGGAAUAUUUUGUGAAUGACAAACAGGAGAAAACAGAUGUAAUUGAAAAACCUGUUGAAGUCAAAGAAGUUGAAAACUCAAAGGUGGCUGCUUCUGAGGAAGCUGUUGUUGAGAAAACUGUGCAAGAAACAACUCCUGUGGCACGCACAGUUACUGAGGAAAGCAGUGAAGUCACCCCUCCUGCUGAAGAAAGCACUAAAGAUCAAAGUAGUGGCAGUGUUGAAGAAGAGAACUCGGGUGAUCAAGACGCAGCUGAAGAGACCGCAGAAAUUAAGCUUGAGACUGCUCCAGCAGAUUUCCGUUUUCCAACUACAAAUCAAACAAGGCAUUGCUUUACCCGAUACAUUGAAUAUCAUCGGUGUGUAGCUGCAAAAGGAGAAGGUGCACCAGAAUGUGAUAAGUUUGCUAAAUAUUAUCGUUCUCUUUGCCCUGGUGAAUGGAUUGACAGAUGGAAUGAGCAAAGGGAGAAUGGAACAUUCCCGGGUCCGCUGUAGGUGGCGCACGUCUGAAAUAGCUGCACAAUUCGCUUGCAGUAUUAUAUUUAAAAUUGCUAGAGAUAAACUCUCAAACCUUUGGGGAAUGUUCAAUGUUACUCAUUGGGUUAAUAAGAAAUUUUGGCUGUCUAUUUGAACUAGCUUGAGUUGUACAAAUUCCAGGAAACGCAUCUGGUGAAAUGUCCAGAGAUAUGAAGUAUCAUUUACCGGAUUCUUUACCCUA
This is a messenger RNA of Gastrolobium bilobum, 864 nucleotides long. RefSeq names its product cytochrome c oxidase subunit 6b-1-like. Gene Ontology annotation, cellular component: respiratory chain complex IV; mitochondrion. Lineage: Eukaryota; Viridiplantae; Streptophyta; Magnoliopsida; Fabales; Fabaceae. Bases 117 to 641 code for a protein of 174 amino acids. The transcript is spliced from 5 exons. The record is from RefSeq and is a predicted model, not a curated record.